Endocarpon pusillum Z07020 is the source of this 1239-nucleotide messenger RNA. RefSeq lists its product as uncharacterized. Gene Ontology annotation, molecular function: antiporter activity. The record is from RefSeq and is a predicted model, not a curated record. Bases 1 to 1239 code for a protein of 412 amino acids. NCBI's taxonomy places the organism in Eukaryota, Fungi, Ascomycota, Eurotiomycetes, Verrucariales, Verrucariaceae. The transcript is spliced from 6 exons. Gene Ontology annotation, cellular component: endosome; trans-Golgi network; Golgi apparatus.
AUGAGUGAGGCCGAGAAGGCCAGAAAGUCGGAAGACUCUCCAAGGCCAGUGGAGAUGUCUACCCUUCCUACGGUCAACUCUGAAGCCAAAGAACCCACCAGGCCCACCAAGCCACCACUACAUCCUGCCUUCUAUGUCAUCUCCUGGAUCGCAAUGAGCUCUGGCGUCAUUCUAUUCAACAAGUGGGUUCUGGAUACCAAGAACUUCAGAUUUCCGAUCAUCCUGACGACAUGGCAUCUUGCGUUCGCUUCUUUGAUGACACAAAUACUUGCGCGGACAACUUCGUUACUCGAUAGUCGAAAAACAGUGAAGAUGACGGGUCGUGUCUACCUAAGGGCUAUUGUGCCGAUUGGAUUCUUCUUCAGCUUGAGUCUGAUAUGCGGCAACAAAGCAUACCUAUACCUGAGUGUAGCGUUCAUCCAGAUGCUGAAGGCUACCACACCUGUCGCUGUCCUCCUUGCUACUUGGUCCUUAGGGGUUGCCCCUCCGAACUUCAAGACUCUGGGAAAUGUUUCGUUCAUCGUCAUCGGUGUGAUUCUUGCCUCAUUUGGUGAGAUUAUGUUCGACUUGACAGGCUUCAUAUACCAAGUCACCGGCGUCAUGUUUGAGGCCACACGGUUGGUGAUGAUCCAGAUGAUCUUGAGCUCUCCAGACUUCAAGAUGGAUCCGCUGGUCUCGUUGUACUACUACGCUCCUGUUUGUGCUGUUAUGAAUGCGAUUGUAUCCGUCUUCACUGAGCUACCGACUUUCCAGCUUGACGAUAUCUACCGAGUUGGGAUCAUCACUCUCAUCGCAAAUGCCAUGGUUGCGUUCCUCUUGAAUGUUUCUUUGGUCUUCCUGAUCGGCAAAACUUCUUCCCUCGUUCUAACACUUUGUGGCGUCCUAAAGGACAUUCUCCUGGUUGCAGCGUCCAUGAUCAUCUGGGGCACGCCUGUCAGCGGGCUUCAAUUCUUUGGCUACAGUAUUGCUUUAGGUGGUCUUCUGUACUACAAGCUCGGUAGCGAGCAGCUUAAGCAGUAUGCUAGCUCAGCCGGCCGCUCAUGGAACGAAUUUGGCACGAAUAAACCUGCCACCCGCAAAUUGGUGAUAGUUGGAGCUUCGGUGUUCACGGUGUUUUUGCUUCUUUGCGGUUUGGCACCCACAUACGCUCCUGGCAGCGUUAAAGCUAGCUCAGAGUAUUUGAAGAGUUUGCUUGGUGGUGCCGCGGCAGCUGCGGCGCCUAAACGGAAAGGCACUUGA